Molecule: messenger RNA, 549 nt
Organism: Kogia breviceps (pygmy sperm whale)
Lineage: Eukaryota; Metazoa; Chordata; Mammalia; Artiodactyla; Physeteridae
Gene: C18H19orf84
Product: chromosome 18 C19orf84 homolog
Source: RefSeq, a predicted model, not a curated record
AUGGAACAGCAAAAGGAAGGGACUGGGCCAGAGGGGAGCAACGUGCCGUCCCCAGGGACUGAGUCGCUGCCGCCUGCACCUUUCCCAGCCCUGUUCCCUUCUCUCCCGGGCACCCCAGAUCCAGCUCACCUGGGGCUCCCCGAGAGCCUGGCCUCUGUCACUGUCCCCAUUCGUCUGGAUGCCCUCUCCUACCUCCUGCACAGCGCCCUGAUGGGGGCCUACACGCUUCAGCAGUCCUUGCCCUCCUGCCCCUGCGCCCCCCAGGCGUGCUGCACCCAGCCGCGCGCCGCCAAGAGGCCGCCCAGGGGACGCGGGGGCUGGGACGUCCGCCGCAGGCCAGGCCGGGGUCAGGGCCAGCGGCAAUGGGGACUUGGGAGGGCUGGGCAGGCAGAGAGGGGCUGGGUGGGGAGCCCUGGGGCUGGCCCCAAGACCCCGCCGGUGACGCUGCCAUCACCAGCACCACCUGCCCAGGGUGGGAAGAAGGGCGCCCAGGGUCCGGAGCCGCCCCUGGAGACGCCGCCCGCUGAGGACUGGGAAGUCGAGUACUAG